Molecule: messenger RNA, 2670 nt
Organism: Colletotrichum tamarilloi
Lineage: Eukaryota; Fungi; Ascomycota; Sordariomycetes; Glomerellales; Glomerellaceae
Exons: 3
Coding region: 1-2670 (889 amino acids)
Source: RefSeq, a predicted model, not a curated record
AUGUCUUCUAUCCCUAUCACACAGAGAGCAGCAGUGCUUGAGCAGCACGGUAAGCCUCUCGUUAUUGUCGAAGACAGACCCAUCCCAGAAGCCAUUCCAGGCAGUAUCAUCGUCAAAGUCCUCGCUGCACCACUAUCGCGCUACGCCCGAACCACAUUCGACGGCACGAUCCUUGCCCCCCCUCCUCGAUUCGCCCUUUGUCCCGUGCCCAAGAACUCUCGGCGCGUUCCGCUCGAAAACAUCUACCUUAUAGAUGAGAAACUCGUCAGAGAGUUAGGCGUCGACCUGAUCAACCUAGUCUCCAUUAGCACGUUUUCUCCAGCCGCCGGAGCUAUCUUCGAGUCAGCGAAGCUCAAAGUCUGCGAUACAAUCAUCAUUGGACCAUCGGACGGGUCCUUUGGUGGAAGGGCUGUUGAGUUGGCCUUGGCGAUUGGAGCAAACGUCGUUGCCCUUGGACGAAACGCAGAGUUGCUACAAGCCAUGAAGCAUAGCUUGAAGUCUUCUCGGCUUAGUACCGUUCUCAUGAUGGGUGACGUCGAUGCCGAUGCCGCUGCCAUUCUUGCGGCCACACCUGGUGGUGGAGGGGCGGACAUCUACAAUGAUUGGUCUCCUGGCGGCGUCACCGUCGCUCCAUUUCUGCCAUCAGCUAUUCGCGCGCUCAAACCAGGCGGGCGAAUCGUAGUCAGCGGUGGGACUUUAGGCUUAUUAGAGGUUCCGUAUAUAUCAAUGGUGUUCAACAGGUUUACCACUAACUACCUUACAAUGGCGAGACCAAACGUAAUACACGAGCCCUUCUCGAGUCUGGCCUUAGACCCCUCAUCACCACCUCUCCCACUCCUAAUCAAAACCAAGAAAUCUCCACUCCGUACUCUCUUCACCCGCAAAUCCCUUCCCCCUCUCCAAACCACUCCCCUCCCCUAUACCCCCCUCAAACAAAAUGAAAUACGCCUCGUCAACCUUCAAGCGGGGCCUCCUUCAACCCCAGUAACCCUCACAACCGAAACAACACCCCUCUCAUCAGCAGGAUACACAGCCCUCUCCUACGUCUGGGGCAGUCCCUCUGACACCCUCGCCAUCUACGUCGACAACCACGUCUUCCAUGCCACAAGGAACCUUCACUCCGCCCUCCAGCACAUUCGCCUCUUCCUGAAGCCAUCUCAGAUCAUCCCGCUAUGGAUCGAUGCCAUAUCGAUAAAUCAGGCAGAUACCGUAGAACGAAGCCAGCAGGUCUCGCAUAUGCGGGAGAUUUAUACUUCAGCAGACUUAGUUUUGACCUGGCUCGGUCCAGAUCUCGCCCUGGGGCUAAUGUACCUCCGCGAACUAGGCGACCACGCACUCACCGUCUCUCGAAAUCGCAAAGAGGCUCCAAAACUUCUUCCCAUCCAUGUCAAAGACCGGUAUACGACCAUCCGGGAGACUGUCAGAGUCUUCCAGUCAACCUACUGGAACCGAGUCUGGACGGUACAGGAGUACACCGCUCCCACUGACUUCGGGGUCUUCCUCUCCGGUACGGCGUGGGUAGAUCGUACUGCCUUCCUACCCGCCGCGAUGAUCUACACGCAAGCGUUGCACUGGUUUAGAGAUGGCUUACGAAGACGGGGUGCAGAUGCUUCGUUUGUGGACGCGACACUUCCGAGGGUGAAGAAGGUUGUUCAUGAUCUCAAGAUGAGCUAUGCGCGGAUGCCGACUUCUAAUGACACUGCUCGAGCAACCGAUGAGAUGAAAGCCUCAUCCAAAGUUGAUCGGAUCCGUCAGGUUGAAUCAAGGCAUGGAGAAAUCUCAACCGUCCGCAGAUUCAACCUCAUCAGCCUCCUCUUACGAUUCCGCGAUCUCCAAGCAACAGACCCGCGAGAUCGCAUCUAUGCCCCGCUGAACCUCCUCGAUCAAAGCCCCACCAAGGAGCCCAUCAUUCCUGUUGACUAUUCCCUCACUGUUCGACAACUCUACACCUCCGUCGCUGAAUGCCUUUUAGAAGACGAAGACUACUGGCCUCUAAGCACCCUCGAAAUCUGCCGCUUCGGGUCGUCGGACUUACCGUCGUGGGUGCCAGACUGGCAAGUCCUUCCAAGAAAGGUACUCUCAAGGGACGUCACCACAGGGGAGCAAGUUGUCUGCGCGAGUAAAGGAUACCCCGUUGACAUAAGGCCUUGGAAGGUGCUGGACAAGACUCGGUUGCAAAUAUCAACUAUAAAGGUUGAUAUCGUGGCGAAAGUAUGGGACGCAUUUGACGCACUGAGUGUGCCUCGAACAAAGUCCUAUCCAACGUACACCCUCAAGAACCCCGGGGAAAAAUACGCUAUCGGAGAACAAACGGUAUUAGAAGCCUUUCACGGACUAGCAAGUAUCGAACCGAGACCUGAAGGUGGUGAAGAGGUGGGAAUAUAUCGCCAAGAGGACUGGCAUCGCAACCCAGGCAUGAUGAGCCGGUUCAAUCGCCGCCGGUUAAUCCGUACUGAACGCGGGUUCGUCGGUCUGGCACCGGCUGAGGCCGUGCAAGGUGACAAGAUCUGGCUGGUCCCCGGCGCGAACAUGCUGUACAUCUUCAGACCUGUAGCAGAUGGUGGAAGUCACGCGCUUAUCGGCGAGGUUUACCUCCAAGGUCUCAUGCACGGAGAGGCACGAGAGUUCCUAGGCGAUGCUGGAAAGCAUACUGUCAUUACACUCGUUUAG